Rotaria sp. Silwood2 is the source of this 660-nucleotide messenger RNA. NCBI's taxonomy places the organism in Eukaryota, Metazoa, Rotifera, Eurotatoria, Philodinida, Philodinidae. The record is from the annotation of a GenBank genome assembly.
AUGCCAGAUCAUCAUUCUUAUCAAGAUCCAUUUUAUGGAUGGACUGUACCUAAAGCAAUAUCUCUAUGUGUUCAAACACUUAAAGAAUGUAGUUCAUUACCAUUUAAAGUCAUUCAAGAACUUAUUUCUAUGAGUGAAACUCAACUUUUAAAUGAAAAACCAUCAUCAUCUAUUGAAGUUUUGAUGAAAUUUUCAAAAGAUUAUUCUAUUUCUAUUGAACAACUAAUCAUUAUUUUUAAUGGUUUCGUUCAAGUCAUUCGUUUAGCAUUAAAACCACCAGCAGCAUUUCUUAAACCAGAUAUAUUUAAAGAUGAUCUACGUGAUUUAAAAUUUUCUGAACAAAUUAUUGAAGCAUUUCACAAUAUUCUCUUUGGUAAAAAGCGUGAUCAACUCUAUCAUGUUUUUCACGACCGUGAUCGUCCCCGUCUUCCAUUACUAAAAUCAUUUGAUUGGAAUCUUGAUGUUACGUUAACUACAGCAUCUUUAUCACGUUGUAUUGAACCACUAUUAUUCUUUCAACUUCGUACAAAUGAGAAUCGAGUUUUAACAUUUGAAGUUCCAAUGAAAAGAUUUAAUGAACUUCGUUAUAAUACAGCCUUACUUCUUAAAGAAAUGGAAGAAAUUGAUGGCAAACAAACAUUAAAACUACUCGAAACAUAA